Messenger RNA from Limulus polyphemus (Atlantic horseshoe crab), 1435 nucleotides. RefSeq names its product glutamate receptor 3-like. Lineage: Eukaryota; Metazoa; Arthropoda; Merostomata; Xiphosura; Limulidae. The record is from RefSeq and is a predicted model, not a curated record. Gene Ontology annotation, molecular function: glutamate-gated receptor activity. Gene Ontology annotation, cellular component: plasma membrane. The coding region runs from base 95 to 1435 and encodes 446 amino acids. The transcript is spliced from 7 exons.
CAUAUUUUAUAAGGACAAAGAUGUUCGAGUCGUUGUUCUCCACUGUUCUGUUGAAUAUGCUAAAGUCAUUUUCACCCAAGCGCGUGCACAAGGGAUGAUGAAGAAAGGAUGGGCUUGGCUUGUUACUGAUGGCGUAACUUUCACGGGAGGUAAGGCUCUCUUUGGUCCAGAUGGAAGAGUUCCAGAUUAUAUGGUUGGAGUGAUUGGCACUCAGCCGCCAUUAAGAAACAUCACAGCUUUGAGACAGAUGAAGCAAAAACUGGAAAUGAAGCUAGGCCUGACGGUGGACGACAUGGAGUUGCCCGCCGCCGUCCGUGUUUACGACUCUGUUCUCUCAGCAGCCCAUGGUCUUCACUCUUUGCUUGCCCACCAGAAUUUUAGUGCUCCUUCAUUCUUACCGGGCACGUGCUCUAAGGCUUCCCUGAACUCCUGGGAAGACGGCGAAAAGCUUUUUCGUUCCAUUCUCGAAAUCAAAAACGUGAAAGGACUUCAAGGACUUCUGGAAUUCAACAAGUAUAGCUUUUAUUCGCACAUCGGCUACACACUUGUAAAUCUUGAAGCCGGAGGAUUUACCGAAUUUGGAAGAUGGACUUUGGAACACGAUGAGGAGAAGUUGGAAGUGACCUCUGACCCCAUGUUCCCAGGAGGCUCCUCGGCAAUUCCAAAUGAUUCCGUUUAUGACCUUACGAACAAAACUCUUCGAGUUGUUGUAAUACAGGAACCUCCAUUCGUCAAGAAGAAUCCAGAUUACGAUCAACAAGAUCCAAAAAGCCAAAAAUAUAUUGGUUACUGCAUAGAUCUCCUUACGAAACUACAAGAAACGCUCAACUUUCAGUUUUCUAUAUUCGAGGUCACACAAUAUGGCCGUAAACAUCCGGUUACAAAACGAUGGAACGGAUUAGUGAAAGAGUUGAUUGAAGAUAGAGCUGAUGUUGCUGUGGCCCCGUUCACCAUCAGUCACGAGCGCGAGAAAGUAAUAACUUUCACGAAACCAUUCUUUGAUCUAGGUUUAACGAUUCUGCUCCCUCGCAAAAUGUUUUAUAUUUCAAAUCCUCUUUUCGCCUUUCUCUCGCCGUUUGACGCCCUCUUGUGGAUGACGAUUCUUGUCUCUAUGAUUUUAGCCUCAGUCGCUACGUGCGUUUGUCAGAACUUUACUCCUGAAAAUUACCAUAAGAGAGCACUGUCCGCAAAACAUAAAGGUCAUUGCCCUGUGUCCAAAACUAACCAAGUUGAGGGCUUUUCUUUGAGUGAAACCUUGUGGUUGGGAUUUUCUUCUCUAGUAAACCAAACCAUUGAUCCAGGGUUUAUUAACUUCCCAGCUCGUGUUGUGAUUGGAAUUUGGUGGUUCACCAAUGUUGUUUUAAUUUCGGCCUACACGGCAAAGUUAGCUGCUGUCUUCACCGCAGAACGUCUAGUCAUUGGUAAGCCUAGUUAA